Molecule: messenger RNA, 1452 nt
Organism: Trematosphaeria pertusa
Lineage: Eukaryota; Fungi; Ascomycota; Dothideomycetes; Pleosporales; Trematosphaeriaceae
Exons: 6
Coding region: 1-1452 (483 amino acids)
Biological process (GO): regulation of gene expression
Cellular component (GO): nucleus
Molecular function (GO): protein binding
Source: RefSeq, a predicted model, not a curated record
AUGAGCGAUCUGGGGGAGCGGCUGGAGCGACUGGGACUGUCCCAAUACCUCGAAGCAUUCGUCGCCGAAGGCUUUGACACCUGGGAGACUGUACUCGACAUCACAGAGUCAGACUUAAGCUCUCUCAACGUCAAGCUUGGGCAUCGGCGAAAGCUUCAAAGGGCCAUCGCCGACUCGCGGGGACAGUCCGCUGGUCGCCCACUGCCGAUCGCACUGGGUAAGACGGCAAGCGUCGACGGGUCGUAUCGAAGCGACGAUUCGGCGGCGGAGAGCAAAGCGAAGCAGGGCGAAACGCAAGCAGCGGGGGCAGCUGGCACAAGCACGAAACGAAAGUAUCGUCGGCACCCAAGACCGGAUGAGCAUGCGCCCGAGCGGCCUCCAUCCGCUUACGUCAUCUUCUCGAAUCAGGUGAGAGAAACGCUGAAGGGGCAAGACCUGUCCUUCACGGAAAUCGCCAAGGUCGUCGGCGAAAGGUGGCAAGUGCUGCCGGCAGACUCCCGAGAAGCUUGUGAACGCCAGGCAAACGCUGCCAAGGAAAAAUACUACGCUGAAUUGGCUGAGUACAAGAAAACACCGCAAUACGAGUCGUACCAGAAGUAUCUGGAGGAGUUCCGGGCAAAGCAUGCCCCCCCUGCCAAAGUGCAAGAAGGCAAGCGCUCGAAGCUCGAGACUGAGACCAGCACCUCAACUCGCAGUAGCAGUCACGACCAGCCCGACCGCGCCUCAGGCAGGAGAAUCAGUUCGGCGCAGGCGGACGCAGUACCCGGGCGCCCUGGAUCAGAGUCGAGCCCCCCAGCCGGCGUCGCACGGCACCCCUCAGGACCCCUCCUCUCAAAGUCGACCUCGCCAGUUGCGCACCCGCUCUCCGGGUUCCACUCGCCUGGAAUGGGUGAUCACUAUUCCCCGAUUGGCGCUUCUCCACGUUUGGUGACUCUCCAAAAGGAAGGCUCCUACGAAGGCUCUCCGAGCGCUGUAGCACGAGAGAGUCGCGGGGCUUCGGACGCAAGCUCGCGCUACUCCCCCAUCGCAUACGGGCAUCCACCUCCCCAGCCAUCAUCAACUAUGCCUCCUGCCGCCUCCUAUCCCUCCCACUACCAGGCGCCCAUUGAACUUCCUUCACGACGAUCCAUGCGGGAGCCAACGCGGCUCCCUACUCUUACCCAUGAAGAAACGACAUUGUCCUCCGACAGCGGGCAUAGCUAUCACCCGCCCUAUACCGGAAUGCCCUUCCCUGCCAUGGACGCAUCAAAGCACCCGCGCAUGCUUCCGGCGCCGAUUCCCAGCGCAGGAGCAACCCCAUCGCCACUCGACCGGCUUCCCUCCCAAGUCGCCUCCCCCCACCAGACCCAGCCAGAAUUUCGAACAUCGUCUUCACUUGCAGCUUUGCUGAUCGCGGGAGAGUUAGCUAGAGUAGCAGACGACGAGGAAAUGGACAAGGAAGGCUCUCCGUGA